GUCAGCGGCCGCAACACGGUAAUACCGCACCGCCACCCGUCAGCGACCGCGACACGGUAAUACCGCGCCGCCGCCCGGGGCCGGAGAAUUGACGGUCGGAUCGUGUGGCGGCACUGUCGCCUCGGUGAAAACCACCAUUCGCAAUGGCGUGUACGUGGACGGCGAAAGGUAUUCCGUAGUUUUUAACUGGCGGCCCGUGUUCACGUCGACGACAAUCGAGCAGCGCGCGCGCGUUAUGUAGUGUUAGUGUUUUUAUUAUUUUCAUUACCAUUAUUAUUUUUUUUUUCAAUCACAAUAUAUACAAAAUACGUACAUAUAUUAUUAUGCAUCUUAUAUUUUAUCCAUUAUAGUUUUUAUUAAUUUAUGUCCCGCGAAACGAAUGACGAAAACCAAAGACCAAUACGGAAUAAUAUAUUACUAUUAUUAUUAUUGCCUUACAUAAUAGAAUAUAAUAUUAUAAAAAACCGAGCUGCUGCUGCUGCUGCUUCGGCCACCGUUGGAAAAGCUGCAGCCCCCGUGACGUCUGGUCGCUGCGGGAAAGACGUCGAAUCGGAGCCACCGAAAGCUGACGUCUGAGCGUCGUCGCCGUCACCGUCGCGUAUUGAAGUAUGAAUACUGGAAGUUAUCCUACAUUUGUGACCGCUGCGCCGGCAACUUCGUUUAAUACCUGUUCGAGUGCAAACAUGACUCAAGUUAAUACAGGAAACAAAUAUACAAAUGUUCAACAACAAACUGAUGCAUCAAACACCAAUACAGUAGUUAAUACUUCUAAUACUAGUGGUCAAGUUGUUGCACUGUUGAACAGUGAUGAAGCUGGUGUCACUUACUUGAGGCCACUAGAUUCAAAUGGUUUUGCUGUAAAUCUAGCUGGAGUUGGGUCAUCUAACCAACAAGGACAAAUAUUUACUAUUCCCAUAACUGUUCCUGGUUCUAAGCCUGGAGAACAAAGUCAAACUAUACAAAUUCAAGUAGUUGGACAAGGCGGUAUAUCUGGUGAUAAACUUUUGCCUGUUUUUGGACCAGUAUUACAACUAGCUUAUAACCAACAACAAGACAAUGGAACCAUUCAACUUCAAUUACAGCAAGAAGGUGAUGUUUCAAAUGACCAAAUACAUAACAACAACAAUGAUUCAAUGCAAUCGUCGGAUUUAUUGCAAGACGUUCAAGAGGACCAGGAUAUGAUACAAGAUGUUAAACCAGUAGUAAUCGAACAAAGCAGCACAGAUAGUAAUGGUAUACCAUUUCCAUUGGCAGUAGUGGUAAAUCAAGAAAUGGUCGUGCGGCGUAAUCAGCAAGACAACAAAAUAAUUGGCGAUCAAAAAGAUAAUCAGGCGGACAAACGAUUAAGAAUUCAAAAUGAACAAGAUUCAGCAAAUCAAUAUGUUAUGACUUACUCAUCUAAUUCAAAUAAUUCUGUUUCAUUGGCUGAUUAUAUAUCUAUGAAUCAUGAUAAUAUACCUCUUGGACAUUUUUUAAAAUUUUCACCCGAUAAUAACAAAAGAGAUAGUAUGGAAUCAUCUGGUAACCAAGAUGAUGGCACUAGUGAAAUGGUAACUUACGAAGAUACUAAUAGUGGGGAAAAGGGUAAAAGAAAAAAAAAGUACAAAAAGAAACCACCGGCUCCUCGAAAACCACGACCUGGUCAAAUACAUAUUGCAACUGCCUUAGAUGGUACUCUCCUGUUUUGUUGUCCAGAAUGUAGCAUGGCUUACCCAGAUAAAGAAAUGCUUGAACAACAUUUAGUUGCUCAUAAAAUAGAAAGAAGAUUUAUAUGUGACCUGUGUGGUGCUGGGCUUAAACGAAAAGAACAUCUAGAACGACAUAAAUUAGGUCAUAAUCCAGAACGUCCAUUUGUUUGUAAUGUUUGUUGUAAAGGUUUCAAAAGAAAAGAACAUUUAAAUUUGCAUGCUGUGAUCCACUCAGGCGUAAAGACUGAAGUAUGCCAGGAUUGUGGUAAAGGCUUCUACCGGCGAGAUCAUUUAAGAAAACACACUCAAAGUCACAUUACUAAACGUUUAAAAGAAGAACAUGCAGCUCUUCAACAAAUGGCAGAACAAGUAACAGUGACAGAUCGUCAAAAAAUGUCCGUCCCGGAGUUAAUCCAAAAUCAAAGUCAUUCAGGACCAAUCAUUAACUUGGCACACCAAGAAAUGAUAAUUGAUGCUGUUGCUAGUGGAAGAAACGAUAGUCCUACCCCUCCAAGUGAUCAUCAAAUUGUCAUCACCAAAGGCAACCAAAAACUUACUGAACAAGAGUUGAUUAUACUACAGCAGCAGCAAAUUCAGCAGCAGCAACAGCAGAUUCAGCAGCAGCAGCAGCAACAACAACAACAGCAGCAGCAGCAGCAGCAGCAACAACAACAACAACAACAGCAGCAGCAGCAACAACAACAACAACAGCAACCAAAUAGUCCAAAUAUAGCCCAACAAGAGAUGAUCAUUGAGGCUGUAGGACAACAACAUCAAAGUCCAUCUCCACCACAUGUGGAACACCAUCAAGUAGUUAUUACUAAACUAGAACCAAUAGACGAUUCUAGAGGAGAAAAUGAAAGUAUUGUUUUGACUCAGUCUGAUGCUAGAGAAGCACUUGGUUUACUACACCAUCAAUCUCAAUGACCUAUACUUUCAAUUGCCAAGGUGACAAUUAAACAAGAGCCACCAUAAUAAUGCAAGUAUACUAAAGGUAUUCUAUAUUAAUCGUUUCCUAAAAGUCAUUCGAUCUAAAUCAAUUUUAACAUAAUAUGAUACUAUUUUUAAAUUCUACCAAAAAAUAACUUCCAUUAUUUUUUUUAAAAAUUAUAUAGAAACAGAAGUGCUCAAUAUUGUAGAUAAUACAAUUUACUUGGAUGACAUUAUUUUGUAUAAACAGCAAAUAAUUUUGUGAGAUUAGAUAUUAUUAAUGCAAACAUAUAUUUAUAAUUUCUGACUGGAAAAUAAAUGUCAAUAACAAUUUUUCAUUAACCUAGCCUAUUGUUUAUUAUAUAUUGAAGCAUAAAUAUUUAAAAUCCUCAAAUUAUAAUAGUUUAUUUUAACUCAUGAAAAUCAUAAUUUAUAAUUUUAUUAUUGAAUUUGUAAUAUCUUUUGGUUAAAUGGAGGAUUGUGAGGAGAAAAGACUCAUUAUUGCUUAUCUCAAGUAAAUAGGAUACAACAAAAAGAAACCAAUCUCUUGCUCACCCUUCUUUAUUUGUUGAAGAUUUAUGAUUCACCCCAUUGACAGAAUUUAAAUAUAAAGUAUAGAUUAAUAAACUGCAAUACUAAGCGCAGGAUAAUAGAAUACAUAUUUUUUAUUUUUUUAAAUUUUAAAAUAUUAAGAUAAUUAAAAAUUAUUAUAUAAAAGCUGUAUAGUCUAUUUUAUUUAUAACGAAAUUGUGUAUUUCUAAAAUUCAUUAUUGUUGAUGAAAAUAUUGUGUAAACAUGUUAUUUUUAUUUUUUACUAAACAUUUUAUUGUUUGUUAUAUUAUUAUUAAAAUAUUUUUGUUUUUAAAGUAUAAUAAUAAUAUAUUUUAGUUAAUUAACAAAAACUUUGAAUGAAUAUGUAGCAAGAUCUACAUUUAAAUUAAAUUAUUUAUAAAAUAAUACAAUUUUUUUUUUUAAUUUAUUGGACAGUUAAUGUGUAUAUUUCCUAUUAAUGCUUGAUAGUUACAUUUUUUUUUCAUGUUUUAUUUUAUUAUGACUUUUUUUAACCACGUUCUUUAAUAGAAAAACCAUAAUACAUUAUCAAUACAAUUAGUUUGGUUAAAUAAUUAAUUUAAAAUGUAUUUCAUAAUAAGUGACCAAAGUUUGGUAUAUUGCAUACAUUUUAUUACCAAAUAUAAUUAAAAGUUAAGUAUAUAAUUUGUUAAUGAAUUGUAAAUGAACGCUUUUAAAAACAUCUAAUACAUUAUAUCUUUUUUUAAGUAAGCACUGUGAUACAAAAAAACUAAAUUUAAUUUAUGUCUAUGGCUUUUCUGCAAUGUCUUUAAGACAUUAGAUAUUAAUUAUGUGAUAAGUUAUAGUUUCCAUAUAUGCAUACAUACAUAUGAUAUGUAUAUGUAUGUAUGUGUGUAACUCAUGCAUAUUUAUAAACAAUGUACACUAUGAUUUUAGAAAUUUAGCAAUAAUAAUUUGAUUCAAGGGUAAAAUAAUAAAAUGUUAGUUUAUUUAUGUUCAUAUUAAGUUAAGUAAUUUUAAUGUAAUAUAAGAAAUCCGUUAUUUUGUAUUAAGAUUAUUUUUUGUUUUUGUUAUUUUGUCAAUUAAAACGUCUAAACCAAAAAAAAAACAAUGUAAUUCACAUGCUACAUAAUAUGUUUAAUGGUCUAUAAUUUUAAAUAUGAACUAUGUGAUAAGUUACAGUGUAAAUAGAGGUGCAUAUCAUCAUCUAGAUCUUAAAAUGUUAAAACAAAAAUGACAAUAUUUUUUUUACUUGAUAUGAAUUUUUAUACAGCUAUUUUUGUUAGCCAUAUGAAUGAGGACAAUUUCACAUAUUUGAUAUAUUUUAGUUAAAAUUUCAGCAAAAUUGAAUGUUAUUAACUAAUAAUUACUAUCACUUUUAUAUUAUUUAUGUUAACAUUUAUACUUACGUGUAAGGAAUGUUUUGUAUUGUAUAAACAUAAAACAUUAAUUUUGUUGGUUGUAUGGGCUAGGUUAAUUCAUAUUUAUUUAAUUCAGUUUACAUUAUAAUUUGUCUUAAUACUUUUGGUUAAACGGUUUUAAAUAAUACAUGCAUUUAUUAUCAAUGAUUAACAACAUAUUUUUCUUUGUUUUAGUUUUACUUAUAAAAAUAAAUGCAUGUGAUUUGUGUAUUUA
Messenger RNA from Metopolophium dirhodum (rose-grain aphid), 4784 nucleotides. RefSeq names its product probable serine/threonine-protein kinase DDB_G0280133. The record is from RefSeq and is a predicted model, not a curated record. The transcript has 8 exons. Lineage: Eukaryota; Metazoa; Arthropoda; Insecta; Hemiptera; Aphididae. Gene Ontology annotation, cellular component: nucleus. Bases 609 to 2615 code for a protein of 668 amino acids.